This is a messenger RNA of Esox lucius (northern pike), 5691 nucleotides long. RefSeq names its product transcriptional repressor p66-beta. NCBI's taxonomy places the organism in Eukaryota, Metazoa, Chordata, Actinopteri, Esociformes, Esocidae. Gene Ontology annotation, cellular component: NuRD complex. The record is from RefSeq and is a predicted model, not a curated record. The transcript has 11 exons. Bases 224 to 2254 code for a protein of 676 amino acids. Gene Ontology annotation, molecular function: sequence-specific DNA binding. Gene Ontology annotation, biological process: negative regulation of transcription by RNA polymerase II.
GAGUAGAGGCGCGUCAGCGACACAACCGCGGACCAAUAAUUUGUCUGUUUGGUUACGGACAGAGAGCAUGAGAGCUUGUCGGCGCCCAAUCAGCGCUUUUGUAUUGCCUGCCGGUGCCGGGGACUGACUGGUUGUUACUGGAGGAGUUACUGCAGCGCCCCAGGAUCCCAAAGCCAAACCCGAAGCCAGUGGAACCUGCGGGGUGAAGGCGAGUCAGUCCGGUAUGGAGCGGCUGAAUGAGGAAGCAGUGCGACGAAGCCUGCUAAAGCGAGGCCUGGACUCCUCAUCUGCAGGGGGCGCUACUAGCAGUGAGAGAGACGAGCUGCUUUCCAAACGCAUAAAGAUGGAGGGCCACCAGGCAAUGGAGCGUCUUAAAAUGCUGGCCUAUCUGAAACGCAAGGACCUGGCCGGCCUGGACAGUGGAGGGCUGGGCGGGGUCUCGGGGGGUGGAUCCCUUGGCGGUGAGGUCAAGGGUCAUGGGUCAUCCGGGGGAGGUGCCUAUGAGGAGAAGACGAAUGGCAGCCUCCGUGGCCAGGUUGCAGGAGCCCAUGGCAUGGCGGGAAAGAGCGGGAAGGAGAACAUAGGCGAGGAGCCCGUAGAUUUCAGCUCCCGGAGAGGUGACGUGGACAGGGAGCGACAAACCCCCUCCCCGGACGUGAUCGUCCUGUCGGACAAUGAGGCGUCCAGUCCGAGAGGGCCCAGUCGGGGAGAAGAACGGCUGAGGCCACCCAACCUGGAGGUGUUUAAGGGUAAGACUGGGGAGGAGAGGCAGAAGAUGAUCAGGGCUCUGAGAGAGGAGCUGAGACUGGAAGAGGCCAGGCUGGUCCUACUGAAGAAGCUGAGACAGAGCCAGAUGCAGAAGGAGAACCUGGUUCAGAAGGUCCCUGUGGUCCAGAACACUGCGUCUGCUCUCCAGAGUGGUGCCGUCCAUGGUGCUCAGAGCAUGAGCAAGAUGUCUGGCCGUCCUGGCCACCACACCCCAGAGCCCCAGAACCUACGCACUGCACAGGUGGGCUACAGCAUUGGACAGGGUCACUCAGUGAUCAGGUCUGCCACCAACAGCUCCAUGUCUCAGAUGAUGAUGUCUCAGAGCAGGGUGAUAGCACCAAACCCUGCCCAACUGCAGGGCCAGAGGCUGGCACAGCAGAAGCAGGGAGGCAUGCGCUCCUCGACUGGCAGCUCCAACAAUGCUGUGAGCUACCAGCAGCAGGUGUCAGCAUCCCAGCGCUCUGGUUCCUCCUCCGCUGCCUCUUCGGCCAUCUACAUGAAUCUGGCCCACAUGCAAGCCUCCGGAGCGGGGGGCGUGAGUGGCGUGUCAGGGGUGGGAGCAGUCAGCCCCUCAGCCAACCACAGCCCAGGUGGGGCAUCGCUGGGCUCCUCCAUGGCAGACACAGCCAGCAGCCAAGCGGCCGCCAAGUUAGCCCUGAGGAAGCAGCUGGAGAAGACCCUGCUGGAGAUCCCGCCUCCCAAGCCCCCCGCGCCGCUCCUCCACUUCCUGCCGUCAGCGGCCAACAGCGAGUUCAUCUACAUGGUUGGUCUUGAGGAGGUGGUGCAGAGCGUCAUUGACAGCCAGGGUAAACUCCGUUUGCCCUGCUCCAUGGAGCCCUUCUCCUGUGCUCAGUGCAGGACAGACUUCACCCCUCACUGGAAACAGGAGAAGGGCGGGCGCAUCCUCUGCGAGACCUGUAUGUCUUCCAAUCAGAAAAAGGCCCUGAAGGCCGAGCACACCAACAGGCUGAAGAAUGCCUUUGUCAAGGCUCUACAGCAGGAGCAGGAGAUUGAGCAGCGAAUCCAGUUGCAAGCCGCGCUGGCCACUAGUUCGGCUCAGACUGUCCCCAGCGUCAGUAAGGCAGAGUCUAUGAGCAGACACCACUCACAUCGACAGGCACCGCAGCCCCAGGUGACCCAAUCCCAAGCCUCCCUUCAACGUGGCCUGUCCAGCUCGGCUCGGGGUGUCCUGUCCAACUUCGCCCAGGCCUCUCAGCUCUCAGUGGCCAGCAGCCUGCUGGGCAUGACUGGCAAACGCAGUGGACAGGUGGGCGGUGGCGGGCAUAGCCGCGCACAACAGCAACAGCAGCAGCAUCACGACAGCCGCCGCCAGCUCUACGGCAUCCCUGGGGUGAAUAUCGCCUACCUGAACCAAGGCAGUGUGGGGGGCCACAAAGGAGCCAGCCUGGCCGACCGUCAGAGGGAGUAUCUGCUGGACAUGAUCCCGCCUCGCUCCAUAUCUCAGUCCAUCAGUGGACAGAAAUAAACCCCUCAGCCUGCCCAGAUGCAAUACCAAGACCCUAACCCCUACCCCACACCGCACUCCAACCCCCAUCGCAUGCAGUGCCUGUUAGUGUGCCUACCAAACUAACCUAUAUGAAGAACACAAUCAAGUCAAAAAAGGCCACCGAACUUGAACCUGAAAGGACUUUUCAUUUAAAUGUGUGAUGCAAACCCCUUUGAAUUCCUCUUGUUAUUACUAUGGUCAUUAGUGCUAUGGAUUUUGUUACUACAUCACUGCUGCCAGUCGUCAGCGUGCCCGUCUUUCUGGGGAGCCCCUGUGUUUAUAUGCUGGUGGCUCUGGGGAACCCCUGUGUUUAUAUGCUGGUGGCGCUGUCCUGAGUGUUUUUUGUUUUUUUGGUAUUUGUGUCCUUGUUUUCAAAGCAAUAUUUUGUCUUGAUUGAGCUUUCCUUGACUUGGACUCAAGUCUUUAUGUCUGGAAUUACCAAACAAUCUUUUUGAGAACUACACCACUGUCUCAAGUCCCUGAUCUGUCUGUGAUUUCUUAUUUCAGCCUUCAAGCUGUCUUUUUUUUAUGUUUGGUUGUGACUUUUUGGUGGGGAAAUUCUGGAUUCUCUCUGAGAAUCCACAGACAGACCAGCCAUACCUUUGUUUUAAAAAGGUGAUUGUGACGGUUAAACUUUGACCUGAAUCUCUAAAGCCUUUGAGCUUGAGCUUUACGAUUUGUGGAGGGGAAAUAGGAUGUUUAACACCUUGUAGUUGUCCAAACCAAUGCUCCUCUGCCUGCUGAAACAAGCGUGGAUGCAUCACAGGGACGGCCGAAUGCACCAGACCUGGUUGGACUGGGUUGGGAUCCUGGCUUCUUGGAUCGGACGCGCAGCUUCAAGAAAGACUACUCCCAUUGGAAACAACGGCAUUGAAAUUGAACACAAAGCAGGAUUCUUCACCUUAUAAUUUGUGGCCGUUGACGACAGAGGUGAUGAGUCAGAGUCAGUAUCCUGAAGGAUAUUUAGUUGAUUGACUGGGAGGCUAUGUAGUGGGAUUUGAUUGGUUGGAAGAUUAUGUGCACGUAUUUCACUGUGCGGGAGACCACAUAUAUUGAAUUUGCUGAGAGAUCAGAUGGAACAAGAUUUUUAUUUAAUCGGAGAGCAUACAGGUAUUGGAUUGGAUGUGAGGGAUCGUCCCUAGACUCAACAAUGAAUGGGUAUUCCAUAGGACCAUGCGUUCCAACGAUCUGGGGGGGGGAAUGGGGGUCGGGGCAUAGGGGUUGAUCCCUUUUAUCCACUUUUUUGUCUCUAACUUCAUAGGAUUUGUUAUUGCUCACUCUACUCUGACUGUCAAAGUUAUGGAUUCAGUUUAGAUGACAUUUUAAGACUUCUUGAACUUUCUAAUGUCUACAUUAUUCCCCAUGAUGUCUGGGAGAGUGGCUAGCUAGCUCUUAGCUAUAAGCCUAGCCUGCUUUAAGCUAUUUAGAUUUUUGGUGUCUUCUGAAGUGGUAGCGUAUCUAAAAGGUACUUAGCCCAGAAGACAAUAAAUAAUACAGUAUGACAAAUGCAACUAUUAAAUAUUUACAUAAAUCAAACAGUUAUUUAGAAAUGAACAUUUAUAGGAUAUAGGUUAUGGGUUAUGGCAAUGCACUGGACUGUACAUGCAGAGCACUUAAGUACAGAUCCAGGAAUCCAGGGUGAACUGAUUAUUGACAUGCUCCAUCUCCUAUUAAUUAUGCUUCUAGUUCAGAUAAUGAAAAAAUCUUGAAUUAUUUAGGGGUCAGUUUAAAAGUAAGAAAUACUGGUGCAUCUGUGUUAAAGCCGCAGACAAUAUUCAUUCCUAUGUAUUUAUUUUCCUGCAAUCUAAGUUGCCCUCUUAUACCCUGCAGUUUUAAAGUGUUUAAAAAACCUAUCGCCCGAGAACAGUGGCUUACCUUUUGCCCUUUUUAGAAACUUGAAAAGCAGGUGCAAUAUUUUGAGACACAGGGAGGAUAAAGCUCAUAAGAGUGUUUGUGCUGAAUGUUACUCUUUUAAUCCAUGAAGUAUCCCUGACUAUUAGUUGGGUAGCCUUACACCCACAGUAGCUCUGUUUGUAAGAGUCAUUGGAUCCAGAUGAAAUGGAUGUUGUAUUAGAUGUGUUCAGUAAGCACAAAACUGGAGCAAAUGUUUUAAACAGAGGUCAUACUACCUGCAAUUGUCCUGUAACGGCACUCUGUUGUCUGUUUAAAACCCUUUCCUGCCAUUUGUGCCCAAUGAACACGACCCAAGGUCUGCUGUAGUCCACAAACCCAACAAAUCGUAGUCAUUCUGUGAUGGACGGCAUUCUAUGGGUGGUUUUUAUUGACAUUUUUGCCUAACUGUUAUUUGACAGUUAUCAUUUUCCUCUUUGUAUGUAAGCGUUAUACACUUAAUUCAUCAAUCUUUCUCAAACUAUGCCAGAAUUACCCAGAACAUUGUUUUACGGAACAUAGUAAAGAACAAAAAAAGUGAAAAUAUCAUUUUUGGAUGUCAUUUUUGUAAGCUUUCAGUCAUUAAAAAAGCUUUUGUUAACCUGUCAAUCCAAUAUAAUUUGAAUUUCUUUGGUGAAAAAAUAAGAAAAUAUGUAAUUCUUAAAAAAAAUGAAAUUGUCAGGUAAUAUUAUCUUGAACAGAUGUAGUAAUAAUAAUGACCUAUUGUAUAUAUGCUUUUCUCCUUUGUGGAAUAAGACACAUGAAUUCAAAGUGGGUAUACAUUGUAUAGAAAAACAAACAAAAGCCAUGGAUAUUGUGAAGCUUGUCAUUUUGUUUAUUGAUCACCGUGUAUUCCUGUGCCACAAAUGUGCAAAAAUGUGUGGGAGUUAUGAUUCUACCUUUUCUAUUUACUAUCAAAUGCAUUCUAUACUUUCUAUAUCUUGUUUUCUAGUACUUCAAGGCAGUAUGGUUAUUGUUAUGGAGAGUUGUUUGCUCUAUCCCAGCACCACUUUGUCUAUACAUUUAUAUGUGCUCGCUGUUAUUACAUGCUUUACUUUCAGCAGCAUUGAUGUUCAGUUAGCCAAUAGUAGUUGUUGUUGUUGUUGUUACUAUUAUUAUUACUAUUGUUGUUAUUAUAAUAAUAAUUGACAUUAUUGUACACUUUUUUUUUUCUUUUUUUUUUUACUUCUGGAACAUUUUUUGCAAGGCUUGGGGUAGAUCAAACAACUGGAAUGGGACAUGUUAAGAUUUUUUUCUCCUAGUAUAUAUUUUCAAGGUAAAGGCAGUGCAUGGUUCACAUAAGAGACUCCAUAAUAUGAACUACAAGCUGUGUGUUUAAAAUACACAGUCAUAACCGUUAAGCGAGUCUUUAUACACCUUUAAAAGGUGUCUUUGAGGGGGUAUAUGAUGUUGUCAAACAGAGCUUGAAAUACACUCAACAACCAACAACAAACGCAAUAUUGUUACAAAUGGCUCAGUAUGGCUUGUAUCAUAUUCUGUCAAUAAAGUUUAAGCGACGUUUUCAA